Molecule: messenger RNA, 961 nt
Organism: Callithrix jacchus (white-tufted-ear marmoset)
Lineage: Eukaryota; Metazoa; Chordata; Mammalia; Primates; Cebidae
Source: RefSeq, a predicted model, not a curated record
AGAAGGCCUAAAAGCUAAUUAAAAACCUUUUAAUAUCUAAUCCCAAUGAGCGGCCGACAGCAGACAAAGUCUUGAGGGACCCGUGGGUGAACAACGGCCAGGACUUGCCUCCAGCGACGUAUGAAGAGCCGAUUGAAGACCACCCGAACUGUGAGACCAUAAGGCUCUUGGUGGCCAUGGGAUUGAAGCCAGAAAACAUCGUAAAGGCAAUUGAAGGCCACGUCUUUAAUUAUCCCAUGGCCACCUACCGUAUUGUAGAUGGAGAAAAAAAGCCAUCCAUUACCACUCCACAGUCUCUUGCUCCUGGGGAUCCUACAUGUUUAGUCACUGAGAUUUCCAGUUCACCUGCCGGCCUUCACAGGAAGUCAGACCCCCAGCAUGCCCCCACGGCCUCCCUGACCAUCGAGCGCAAUUGUGGAGAUGUAGAAAACUUGGCACGGCAAGCCCUCCAGUGUGACCGUGUGGCCUCCUCCACUGUAAGCGCCAUAGGCGGUGGUGGUGCUUUAGAAACCUUGGCAGAGCAAGCCCCCCAGCGUGACCUCGUGUCUGCAGCCUCCAGCAAGUGCUCCACCGGCAGUGAAAAUUUAGAAACUUUGGCUCAACCAGCCCUCCCGCAUAACCUCACGGCCGCCUCCACCCAGAUCACCACCCAGAGCACCGUGGCUCAACAACCAGCACACGAAGGCAGCGUCCUCCAAGCUGGGCAGCCCGAGGCUGUGUUGGCCCGGCCAAGAAGAGGCUGGAGCUGCCGCAGGGCUGCCCGAGGUGCAUUGCCAUAAUAAGGAGAUGCUGUUGCUGCCUCUGUCCACCCAAGAGGCAGAGUAAGAGGGCCCACCCAAGAGAAAAAAUUGGAGAGGACGAAGGCCCGAAACCUGAGAUGCCCAGGAGCAACGUUGGAGCCUGCAGCACUUUAUAAAAAAAAUAUAAAAAUAAAUGUAUCAUUCUGAUAAAUGACCAUUUC